This is a messenger RNA of Panicum virgatum (switchgrass), 1197 nucleotides long. RefSeq lists its product as uncharacterized. NCBI's taxonomy places the organism in Eukaryota, Viridiplantae, Streptophyta, Magnoliopsida, Poales, Poaceae. The record is from RefSeq and is a predicted model, not a curated record. Bases 118 to 660 code for a protein of 180 amino acids. The transcript has 3 exons.
GGACGAACUACCGCAGCAGCGGCCUCUCCUCCCCGUCCCUAUCUCUUCGGUCUCCGUCUCCGUCCCACCCGCAUCUCCUCCACCACUACCGUCGCCUCGCCGUCGCCGCCGCCGCCGAUGGCCCGCCUCCUCGCGCAGACCCUAACCCUCGCCCGCCCCUCCCCCUCCCCAUCCGCCACCGCCGCAUCCGCCUCCCUCCGCGGCCUCGCCACCAAGGUCGAGGUCAUCGAGAUCGACCUCACCGAGGACGACGCCGCGGCCCCCGGGGGGUCCCCCGCCGCGGCCCCGUCGGUCGAGGUGGUGGGGAUCCGGCGCCUGGAGGAGGCCAUCCACGGCGUCAUGGUGCGGCGCGCCACCCCGGACUGGCUCCCCUUCGUGCCGGGCGGGUCCUUCUGGGUGCCCCCGCUGCGGCGCCCGCAGGGGGUCGCCGAGCUCGUCGGCCGGAUCGCGGCCGCGGGGGGCGCGGAGGGGCUCGUCGGGGCCGCUGGCGGCGCGGUCGAGGUCGUCGAGCUCGACGCGCCCAUGACGGAGGAGGAGGCGCUCUCCUUCUCCACCGCGCGGGGGUGGCCCUCGGCCACCUACUUCGUCGAAGGGAAAUCUCCACAUUCAAAGAAGGAAUCGAGGAAAGGUGCAACUCAACCUGAUGAUGAAGAAAGCUGAUUGGUUUGUGCUACACUGCCAGGGGUAAGGGUCCUACAAGAAAAGGCAGUGCAGAGUUUCAUGACUCUGCCAUAACCAAUGUACAUAUGGAUGGCAAGGACCCCAUUGCUGAUAAACCACUGCAACUGCUACCAUUGAUGUUGCUGUCCCAUCCGUCCUGGAAGAUAAACCAUUGAAACCACUAAUGAGUCGGUUGCAAUGCUGUAAAUCUGGUCCGAAGCUCAUGCGCCAAAGGUUCUGUUUGUUAUAAUAAGCAUGGAGAGGGAUGCUAAAUGUGUGCUUAGUAGUCCAGUAGGUGGACUCCAGCAUAGGCUCUAGUUCUGCUUUAGCCAUCCUACGAGGAACAAUGUUUGUAAAAUUGGUGUAAGCAUCCUGCCCUCCUCUGAUCUUGAACUGUUUACAUGUAAAACAUUUUGAAAGUGCUACAAACUGUAUUGUUGUGUGGACGGGUAUAGUAUACGAUUAUCCCUGUUUCUUUUGUGCCGGCUCUGUACCUGGGUGGCGUUUUCAUGUUUGAAACAUUGUUUGGAGAGCUCA